UUAUGAUAUUGGAAUAGCGGCAAUGGAGAUGUCGUACCAAGGAGGGGCGGAGGCCGAGAGCCUUUUGCGACCAGAUCAGAGGAAUGCCGUCGUCAUGCCUGCAGGGGCGAGAGGUUGGGAGGCGGAGGAGAAGGCGCCGUUCCUUCGCAAUGAGCCCGUCAAGCUCACGCCGGCCUGGGAGGGCUCCAACCUUCCCAAUGACACCCUCAACCUCAAAGGUAUAGCCAUGGACCUGACCCCACCAAAGGACCGAUGGCACCUCAUCUACAUAACCCUCUUGAUACACGGGCUCGGCACGCUAACAGCUUGGAAUAUGUUCAUCACAGCCAAGGACUACUUUACCACAUACAAACUGGUUAAUACGUGGUACGAGGGCAAAUACAUGGACUACACGGGGCUCGCCGCACAGAUACCCAACUUCUUGUUCAGCUGGUUCAACGUCUUCGUUAGGAUGGGUGGAAACCUGACCACGCGCAUCGUGUGGUCCCUCAGCAUGGAGGUGCUGAUAUUCGUGUUCACCAUCGUGAUGGCCAUGGUCGACAGCAGCCAGUGGCCGGGGGUCUUCUUCUGGCUGACCCUCGUUUCCAUCUUCUUCUUGAACAGCUGUAACGCAAUCUUCCAAAACUCGGUGUACGGCGUCGCGGCCCGCCUACCGCCGCAAUACACCGGCGCCGUCGUGCUCGGCUCCAACGUGUGCGGAACCCUCGUCGUGCUAGUGGAGUGGGCCUCCGCUAGCAUCGGCGGCAGCAAGCGGACGGCCGCUAUCUACUACUUCAUCGCUGGGAUGUUCGUGCUGCUAAUAUGCUUCGACACUUACUUCGCGAUGCCUUUAAAUAGAUUCUACCGUUACCACGACACGCUACAACAGCGCACGUUACGCGUGAACCCGGCGCUGGCCGCCACAGGACAAGAAGACACAAAUAAGAAAAUACCCUACACAACCAUCCUCCGGCAAUCCUGGGUGCAGCUGUAUAAUAUAUGGCUGGUGUUCUUCGUGUCGCUAGCUGUGUUCCCCAGUGUGCAUUCUGAUGUGAAAGCGAUUACGCCAGGUUUCCUCGGAGACAACUUCAUGAGGCUCACCUGCUUCCUCACCUUCAACCUGACCGCCAUGAUUGGAAACAUCACUGCCAGCUUGUUCCCAUAUCCUACAAAACGCUGGCUAUCCAUCUUCACGACCGCCCGCCUGGUGUUCAUUCCAUUCUUCCUUCUCUGCAACUACCAACCCAAAUUGGAAGGUGGCGUGACGCGGACACUACCUGUGCUGAUCAACAGUGAUAUUGUGUAUUGGGUCGGCGCAGUGCUGCUGGGGUGGAGUUCUGGACAUGGCAGCUCGUUGGGGAUGAUGUAUGUUAGCGGUAUGGUGGCGCCUGAGCACGCGGCCACGGCCGGCAUGCUGGGCGGGGCCACGCUGGUGACCGGCAUCACGUGCGGCCUCAUCUUCGCCUUCUUCGCGCCCGUGCCCAUCGUCACCUCGUCUCUGUGGAGCUCCGCCUAGCGCUGGGCCGACUAUCUCCACGGCCUGUGGACUAUCGUUGUGAGACUUGUCACCCAGUGAUACGGGGAUUAGGCGAGACAGUGCAGUGAUCGGUGUCGCUAGGAUCAAAUACUACGUUACAAUAGUACUAUGAUCGAUGUACUUCGCCUUCUUCGCGCCCGUGCCCAUCGUCACCUCGGCGCUGUGGAGCUCCGCCUAGCGCUGGGCCGACUACCUCCACGGCCUGUGGACUAUCGUUGUGAGACUUGUCACCCAGUGAUACGGGGAUUAGGCGAGACAGUGCAGUGCUCGGUGUUGCUAGGAUCAAGAAAGUGACAGUGUUCGCAGUAAUCGGUGUUGCUACGAUCAAGAGGGUGACAGUGUUCGCAGUGAUCGGUGUUGCUACGAUCAAGAGAGUGACAGUGUUCGCAGUGCUCGGUGUUGCAAUAAAUAUUACGUCACACUACUCUAAUGAUCGUUGUACAGUGAGCUACGAAAUUGCAUGGUGAAAUUGUGAAUGAAUUCAUGGAUAAAGUCGCCAUUCACGUUUCCAGCUGAUGGUGCGACAACAGUGUUACUAUGUGACUGUUACGAGGGUUCGCCAUUUAAAAUAUAGAACAAAUCCGAUCAACUCUUAAAGCUAGUAAUCUAGUGACAACUGCAACAGUGACGACCGAGAUCAUAUCGUCCCCUGCCUAGUAUACGGCUACAUCUCAAAAUGUAUGAUCAUUGGAGGUUCAAUCUUAAUUAAAAAUAAUAAAGUUAUUCCAAUAAUCAUAAAUUUGGUUGUGGCCAUAUAGUAGGCAGGGGACGAUAUUAGCAUCCUUUUCACACCUCCGAUCAUGGAAGUAUAAAAGAGAAAUUGUACUACCCCGAUCGUUGAUUUGCGGGUAGUAGCUAUUUGACCACUUAUUAAUAUUUACUUGACAUCCUACUUCCAUAUUACAUCUAAAACUUUUGUGAACUAUAUUCGUCACACUAAGAGUCACGAUUCAAGGAUGUUCGACUAAACGGGGUUUAGUGUUAAAAGAGUCGCCUUUUUAAAGGUACUUACUGUUGAUAUUAUGUAUGGUGCGUAUUUAUUAGUUUUAAUUAUUAAUACUGGAUAUUAGUAAAUGAUAAAAACUAUUAAACAAAGCAAAAUUGCCCAGUUGCAUUGUUCCAUAUUACUAAUAUAUGGAAAUAAUAUUUUUUUAUCAUUUAUUAAUGUGUACUUUUACCAUUUAAUAUUGCUAAUACACACUGAAAAGCAUUGGAACGUUUACAUUUUGUAGUAAUUCCAUACAAAGUGUAGUUUAAUCAAUGGUUAUAUAAAUUUCAAAUACGUUUAUUGUUAUUGAGUUAGAAGCAGUUAUGUUGCAAGGAAAUUGAAAGAUGCUAUUAAAGAUAGGAAUAAAACUAGAAUGUAUGAAAGUAAAUAUGUUAAAGACAAACAAGAAAGGAUUUUAAAGUGGUGUAUUAAAAUGUGUGUUGCUACUUAAAAAAAAAACUAGAAUCUGUCAAAUAAAAUGAAUAAGUAACUCUGUCAUAUAUAUACUGUGAUGAAAUUGAAUUUAACUAGUUUAAAUAUCCUUAGAAUCUCUUAAUUUAUUUAACUGGUUCGCUUUGGUUAACACUGUUGGUUCUUAAUUGUAUUAUUUAACAUCUUUGUACACAGUUAAACAAAAAUUUUUAUUUUAUCUCUAAAUCAAACUUAUCCAUAAAAAAAGGAAACACUUUUUGUAACUAGCAACAUUUUAAAAUCUUUUCUUGCUGUUUGCUAUUAUUAGACGGAUAUAAGAGCGAAAUUAUGACAUAUUCAGAUAAUUCAUAAUCGAAAUUAAAUAAGGUGUAUAUAUUGAGAAGCAAAUGGCAUGGGAAUUAAAUAUAAUACAAUGUAUAUACAAAAUAAAUUAUCGUAAGAGGAAUGGGCUCGAAGACAGUCUUGCCAGACGAUAUUAAGAGUACACAAGAGGAAUGAAAAUGGGUAUAAUUAUAUUUUCCGAGGAAUUAAUCUCUGAGGAAAUUAAAUUGUCUUGGAUAAGAUUCGAACCUGCUAGCUUCAGCCACACUAAAGCGGUCUACUUAGUACAAUGGCGAUCAAAAGUGCAUGGAUAAAUGUCGACCGUAAUGCCUUAAUAUUACGGUUGAAACAUGUCCAUACAUUUUUGAACGCCAGUGUACCUACGCAAGACGUGAAUUUAAAUUAAAUAUUACCCUAAUUAUACCCAUUAUUAUUACUUUUGAAUAAUUCAUGCUUGUGCUUCUAUAUAAUGACUUAUGGAUAGUAUAAUGACAGUGUUUAUAUACGCCUGUCUUGUAUAUGAUAUACAUAAUGUUAAGUUUGUAAGUCGAUAGAAAAAUUUAUCAUAGUUAGUACAAAGCAGUUGAAUUCGCAAGAAAAGGCUAUGUUGCAAGAGAAAGUUAUAAAAUGUUAUAAUUACUUUAAUUUGAAAUUUGAUUGACUUAAAAAAAAAUAUUUUAUCCAGAUUUUCGUUAAAAUUCCAGUAUUUAAUUUCGUGAAAUUUUGUUUUAAAUUGUCAUAUUAUAUGAUUGCAGUUUUUAGUUAAGGAAUAAAUAAGGUUUCGUGGGAUAAGUGCGCCUUUUCUAGAAAUAUAAGCUCGUAACAGAGGUACUUUCACUGUAGGUACACAGAGUCUAUUUGAUUUUGGAAGUUCCUUUUACCUGUUCUUGUAUAUCUGUAAAGGGCGUCACAGGUGAAAUUAGUUAACCAUUGCAAAAACGAGGCAAAAAUAUGGAUUGACCAAAUUAACCAAAAUAAAACAAAUAUCAUCUUUAUAAUAAACAUAUUCAUUAUAAAGAUGACCAGGGCUCGAUCAUGCGGAUGACGUAAAAAUGACGUGAUUUUGCACACAGGAUGACGUUUGUAUUUAAUCUUUCGUGUGACAUGAUGUCGCACGAAAUAACAAAAUUUGAAAUCAUCCUUUGAGUGGUUUGACGUCAUCCGCAUUAAUUUUUCGAGCCCUGAAGAUGACAUUUGGAUUUUUUUCUGUCUUUAUCUGUACCCUACCUAACCUUACCAAACGCACACUGUUUUUUAUUAAAUAACUAACUGUAUUACGCUAAUCUAAUAUAAUAACAGGCAAGUGAAUGGCACAUAUAUAAUCAUAUAUAUCUAUAGCCGACUGCCUGAUUAAGCUUUGACUACAAUUAUAGUAGUUUAUUUAAGUAUAGUUUAAACAAAGGGACUCCAGUUAAACUAGAUUGUCAAAGUACAAGAUUAGUCACAAUUUAUUUGUAUUUUUUUAUAUUUUUGGUUACAAUUAUAUAAUCGAAAUACAUAGUUUAAUUGUAGUGCCUUUUUUGAACACUGGCUGGAUUCCUCAUAACAUAUUUUGGGUAUGUUUUAUAGACUGAGCUAAUGUUAUGUUAAGUAAUUAAUAUGGAUUAGAUUAAGGUUUAAUCUGAUGAGGAAGGGUGCCCGUUGACUGUUGUGUUCAGUAUGUUUGAGACCAAAUAUCUUUUUUUUUAUAUUAGACGCAUCCACACAGAACGGGCCGCCUCGAAAGGAAUUUGCCGCGCCAAGCAGCAGUCUGUGUAGACAUGGCUCGCCGGAGGCAUUUGACUCGCGAGGCGUUUCGUUCUGUGUGUACCCUGCCUAUUAACUAGAAAUGUGAAAGUAAUUCGUUUUCCUGCCUAUUAACUAGAAAUGUGAAAGUAAUUCGUUUUACUUGUAUCACUGAAAAUGUUAAUUCAUAGGUGAAAUGCAUUUUACUAUUUUGUAUUUCCAGUAAAUUUAUUGUACAUUGUACCGUCGAUGACACAAUUAACUGAUUAUUUGUAACCCUUAAUGCAUUGACUUAAGGUCGAAAAGGAUCAGUUGAGAGUGUUUUAGUACUUGAUUAUUUUUAGCAACGAACGUGUUCGCCUGAUUUGCGUUUCGACAUUUUAAGUUGUGAGUUUUUCAUGUGAUAGUAAAUGUUUUUUAUUUA
Molecule: messenger RNA, 5406 nt
Organism: Cydia fagiglandana
Lineage: Eukaryota; Metazoa; Arthropoda; Insecta; Lepidoptera; Tortricidae
Gene: Ent2
Product: equilibrative nucleoside transporter 1
Exons: 10
Coding region: 23-1495 (490 amino acids)
Biological process (GO): nucleoside transmembrane transport
Cellular component (GO): plasma membrane
Molecular function (GO): nucleoside transmembrane transporter activity
Source: RefSeq, a predicted model, not a curated record